AUGUCCUACACAUGGGGUGAUCCCUUGACCGUAUUCGACACCGAAAGCCAAGUAUCAUGUAGAAAAGAUUGGGCGGCGCCGGCUUUUGAAAUUAUUUGCGAUGGCAAACCUGUUUCAGUCUUACCUGUUUCAGUCUCUACAAACCUGUACACUAUGUUGUUGGCCCUCCGGCGCACCAGUUCGAACCCUGAAACUGCAGUUAACGAUAUUCGUUUCACCCAGAGAUUUUGGAUUGAUGCUCUUUGCAUCAACCAAUCUGAUAUCGAUGAGAAAUCUCAAAAAAUCAUGAUGAUGAGCCGUAUCUACAACUGUGCUACAUGUGUGUUUAUAUGGCUUGGUGGGGAGGAUUAUGAGGCAGGCCGCGUGGUGCAACACCUAGCCAACCUGGCCAAUCUGGCCAAUCUGGAUGAAGAGCGGAGGCCACUACUAAAUAAGUCCAUAUUAGAUGUUAAUAUGUACAAGGGGCUGGGAAUUUCGCCAAUUUCUGUGGACGAUUGGGUGGGGAUUUAUAAGUUCUGUAACCGGGCCUGGUUCAGCCGCGCAUGGAUUGUACAAGAGGUUGGACUCGCGAAGCAGACAGUAGUCAUGUGUGGCCUUUACCUGUUCCGAGGCACGGCCAUUCGAUCUAGCCUUGAAAUACUAAAGUCAGCGGGCUGUAUAGACGAGAUGAGAAACCUAGUCGAACCUCUUAUCUAUGGGAGACGGAAUAAAUACCAGCGGGGCGAGUCCAGGUUUCGCGCGGAUCUGACGAAGCGCAGAAUAUUCCAACCUUCAGUCCCCAACACCCCCUUCGAUCCAAAUUUGUUCAGCCUCAUGCUAGAGGAGGGGUUUGCUGUAGGAGGAUCUGAACAUUGGAUGGAGGCCAAGACGGGUAUUAGGCCAAAGCCUCUAUGGAGAAUCCUCAAUCGUUUCGGUGGUCUUCAAGCCACUGACACUAGAGACAAGGUAUAUGCUUUCAUGGGCUUUUUGAGGGAGUUUUCUGAGGAAGGACGACAGCUUGUUCCCAAAUACAGCCAGCCAGUAGAAGAAGUCUAUUUUGAAGCUGUCAGGUUCAUGGCUGACUCGGUCAGUGGCCUGAACUUUUUGGGCAUAAAAGAGGCGGAUUCAUCCUUGGACUUACCCUCCUGGAUACCGGACUUUAGUGCCCUAAAUUCACAGAUAUCAUUGAUGGUGGCAUAUAAUAUCCGGUCUUCCGCAUCCGAUAGUUUGGAUCCUCGAAGCUUUCAUAUCGAUAAAAAGAAGUUGAGUGUUUCAGGCGUCUUCUGCGGCAAGGUUCUCCGAAAUGAGCCCUUUUCCCUGUUCCACUUAGGAACAAUAAUCGAGCUCCUGGAAGAAUUGCCAGAGACUUCAGAUAUCUGGAAACCUCCGGUUGGGACUGGGCGGGAGGUCGGUGACAUGGAUGAUGUCCAAGGAACCCACAAAACCGCCAAAAGGGGCUGGACAUUGACUCAUCAACGUCGCUGUGAGGUUUUAUGGAGGACACUCGUCUCGGAUUCUUUCGAUGGAGAGCAACCAGCUCCAAUGACCUGUGAAAAUUUAAUGGAUUUGAUGAUCCAGUCCUUUGUUGCCCGGCAAUUGUUGGGCGCAACGAUGAGGUUAGCUCGGAAUCAGGGGGAGCUAGAUUUUCUCUUGGGGAGAUUCAAACCCUCGAAACUUGAGACCCCUCAGAGCCUUGAUGAUUACGACCUUUCGAAGGUUUACUUAAAGUAG
Clonostachys rhizophaga is the source of this 1710-nucleotide messenger RNA. The record is from the annotation of a GenBank genome assembly. NCBI's taxonomy places the organism in Eukaryota, Fungi, Ascomycota, Sordariomycetes, Hypocreales, Bionectriaceae.